AUGGCGUACGUACCCGGCCUCACGCUUCCCGCCUCUGUCUUCGAGAACGCCCCGGUCUCAAUCCUCCUUCCACUGGGGCUCGGCCUGGGGGCUGGCCUUGUGUCUCAACCGGGGAAAGCGAAACCCAAAAAGUUCUCGGAUUCGGCGGCCAAAGAGCGAGGGAAGUUCAGGAGCACGCGGGAACAAUAUGUUGCACUCAAGCAGCCGCCGUUCAGACCACCUCCCUGGGUCUUUGCGCCAGCUUGGACUACUUUGUACUUGACCAUGGGCUAUGCUGCCCACCGGGCAUGGACGAUCGGCAUGGCCAGCCUCAGCCCAGCGGUUGUGGAACAUGCAAGAAGAGGCGCCACUUUGUACACCUUGCAGCUGGGCCUGAAUAUCAUUUGGAUGCCUUUGUUCUUUGGCCUGGGCAGGCCCAUCGAGGCCAUGCUAGACAUUACCGCCCUUACGGGAACAGUGGGCUAUCUGACUUAUGUCUGGAGCAAGGUUGAUAAGACGGCCGCCUAUCUCAUGGCUCCAUAUCUGGCUUGGUUGGGCUUUGCGACAUAUCUGACUGCGGGAACUGGUUAUCUGAACGGUUGGACCAUUAAGUCUCCGGAACAAACUGCAGAUGAGAGUGAGGGAAAGAGUGAAUAA
Exophiala dermatitidis NIH/UT8656 is the source of this 636-nucleotide messenger RNA. RefSeq names its product benzodiazapine receptor. The transcript has a single exon. The record is from RefSeq and is a predicted model, not a curated record. Lineage: Eukaryota; Fungi; Ascomycota; Eurotiomycetes; Chaetothyriales; Herpotrichiellaceae. Bases 1 to 636 code for a protein of 211 amino acids. Gene Ontology annotation, cellular component: mitochondrial outer membrane.